AAGGAUGUUGAUUUAGGUAGAAUCAUCGACAUUGUCAAUUGUCAAUUAAAUACGAAAGACUAGGCAGUACUAGACGGUAUGGUGUCUAUAGAAUAUAGCCUCCCCUUAAUAGGCGAAUAAAAAAAACUGUCAAUUGUCAAAUGCAUGCCUGAAAUUUGAAUAAAUAUUGAAAAAUAUUUUUGUCCCCGGUGCGGCCUCCGGGUUCCAGAAUAUUUUUGUGUUGUGUCCUCUAGCAAAUACGGGGCCCAUCUACUACUCAAUAUUAUAAUUAUUCUAUGUGUCAUAGUUACAAUAACAGCACGAAAUGUCUGCUGAUAAACAUCCAUAUAUAAAGCCACCACCAAUUUUUGAUGACCUAAAUGAGGCUGUAAAAGAAUACUUGCUGAAGCCGGAACGUCUUUCUAUCCACCAGUGGGAGAGAUCUCAAAAUCACUGGCAGAGAAUACCAGACAUUGAUUCACUCUUUCAAAUAAAUGAGGAUGGACUAAGCCUUGAUACUACACUCGAUGUUGUAAGAGAUCCUGUUACAGGACAAAUAGUUGGUAUAGAAGAAAUAGCCAUAUCAGUAGAAGAUGAUGAAGACAGUUUAUCUAUGUCAAGGGCACCUUUACCACCAAGUUUAGCAACAAGAGGCACAAUCACACAGAAUCCAUUCCUUCCUGCUGGGUUUGAAGAAGAAUUACAGAAAAUAUUGGAUGAUGAUGCCAGGGCUACUGAAAUUUAUAUAGACCUAAAUAAUGAAGAAUUAGGAAAGUUUUUGGGCGAAGAGCUUCUGACAACAGCCCCUGGUUGUAAAGAAAGUGUUUUGUUUGCGGAAGAUGGCUUUACACUUCUCAGUCAUGCUGGUGAUAUAGAAGAAGAAAGUAGUAAAGAUAAUGAGAAAAAAGUGGACAAUCAGGAACUUGUGGACAUUAAUUUGGAGGAAGUUAUUGAUACGAAUGCACAUUUAGUUGGUCUCUGGCAGGAUGAUGAUGAAGAACCAAAGGAGAAAGCACCACAACCUACUCAAGCAAAGCAACUUGAUGAAGAGGAAGAUGAAAACUUCCUUGAGAGCACAAUUAUCAAACCGCCAGUGGAGUUGCCAGAGAUACCCGUAUUGAAUAUUACAAGCUCGACAGUCAGAAUGGGUGUUACAUCGACGGAAUGGGCAGAAACAAUAGAUGUCUCGCAACCGGUGCCUGAGUUUAAAGAUAAAAUAAGAGAUUUGGCACAUUCCUAUCCAUUUGAAUUGGAUAAUUUUCAAAAACAGAGCUAUUUACACGUCCCCAAUCAAAGCGCUGUCCAACCAGAAGUACAACGACUUCAACAAGAUGUUCGGCGAGGUGGGCCUGCUCACCGGCGACCUGGUCAUCAACGCGACGGCCUCGUGCCUGGUCAUGACCACCGAGAUCCUGCGCUCCAUGCUGUUUGA
Messenger RNA from Leptidea sinapis, 1411 nucleotides. RefSeq lists its product as uncharacterized. The coding region runs from base 305 to 1411 and encodes 368 amino acids. The transcript is spliced from 7 exons. Lineage: Eukaryota; Metazoa; Arthropoda; Insecta; Lepidoptera; Pieridae. The record is from RefSeq and is a predicted model, not a curated record.